UUACAAUGGACUACAACAACCCAAGUGCCGCUCGCUUAUUGCCCUCCCACCGAUUGGGGCUGGGGAAUAGGCGAAGUAUCGCAUCGCAUCCCUCCACCUCCAGUAUCCCUCGCUGCUCAAGUUGACCGGGCUGUGAAUAUGUAAGAAUGUUAAUGACACCGUGCUUCUAAAUUUGGUAAACACAAGUCAUUACUUUCGCAUGUUAUCGGAUGAAGGGCAGGGGGAAAGCUGCCGCCUCCGCACUCCUGGUUGCAAGGUUGGCCGCGCUGCUCUCGCUCUCUUUAAUGCUGGAGUAGUGAUGGUGUAAGGUCGCAGCGAGCUGCUGCCCGCCGGAGCGGAGCCCAGCCCAGCCCAGCCCAGCCCAGCCCAGGCGCAUCUCGGAUCGGCGGAUCGGCGGGCGGGCACUUCUGCAACCCUCAGCCGAAUGCUCCACUUUGUUUAAUCGUUCGCAUCGCGCAAGGUCGGAGCUUGCUACUUUCGACCGGAUCUCGUACAACUUGGCGACUUUUGAAUUAAGCAACUUGAAUGAGACAACUCUGCUGAAAAAUUAAGACGUCUUUCGGGGAAAGAUAACAGAAUCUUAGCGCGAUGUAUCCUCAAGCCAGACAUCCAACGCCUCACCAGCCCGCACAGCCCUUUAAAUUCACCAUCUCCGAAUCGUGCGAUCGUAUCAAAGAAGAAUUUCAGUUUUUGCAGGCGCAAUAUCACAGUUUGAAAUUGGAAUGUGAAAAACUAGCCAGUGAAAAGACUGAAAUGCAACGCCACUAUGUAAUGUAUUAUGAAAUGUCUUAUGGUCUGAAUAUAGAAAUGCACAAACAGGCUGAAAUUGUCAAGAGACUCAAUGCCAUUUGUGCCCAGGUCAUUCCUUUCCUGUCUCAGGAGCACCAACAGCAAGUGGUGCAGGCAGUGGAACGGGCCAAGCAAGUGACCAUGGCUGAGCUAAACGCCAUCAUCGGGGUACGUGGUCUUCAAAGUCUGCCCCUUACACACACAGAGAAGAGAAGGUUUCAAUGCUGGCUAUUGCAGCAGCAGCAACUACAAGCCCAACACUUAUCCCACGGCCAUGCACUUCCAGUACCCCUCACUCCGCACCCAUCAGGACUCCAGCUUCCAGGAAUCCCAUCUGUUGGAAGCAGUGCAGGACUAUUGGCAUUAUCGAGUGCUAUGAAAAAUGAGAAAAAGCACCAUGAAACAGACCAUCAAAGAGACAGAGACUCAGUAAAGAGUUCCUCAGUGUCUCCAUCAGCUAGUUUCAGAGCUGCUGAGAAGCACAGAGGUUCAAAUGACUACUCCUCAGAUAAUAAGAAGCAGAAGACAGAUGAUAAGGAUUUAGCAAAACGUUACGAUAGCGAUGGGGAGAAGAGUGAUGACAACCUGGUGGUUGAUGUUUCCAAUGAGGACCCAACUUCACCAAGAGGUAGUCCACCUCAUUCACCACGGGAAAAUGGUUUAGAUAAAUCUCGCCUCUUAAAAAAGGAUGCACCCAUAAGCCCAGCUUCCAUUGCUUCUUCUAGUAGUACUCCUUCUACAAAAUCCAAAGAAAUGAGUCUUAAUGAAAAAUCAACUACUCCUGUGCCAAAGUCCAAUACUCCAACUCCACGAUCAGAUGCGUCAACUCCAGGAAGUACUUCCACUCCAGGAUUGAGGCCUAUCUCUGGCAAACCACUAGGACUUGAUCCAAUAGGCUUGAGGACUCCUAUGGCAGUUCCAUGUCCUUAUCCUGCUCCUUUUGGAAUUGUGCCCCAUGCUGGUAUGAAUGGAGAUCUAACGAGUCCAGGGACAUAUGCAGGUUUACAUAAUAUCUCCCCUCAGAUGAGUGCAGCAGCAGCUGCUGCAGCCGCGGCAGCUGCUUACAGCCGAUCUCCAGUGGUUGGAUUUGAUCCACAUCACAUACGUGUACCUGGCAUUCCUCCAAACUUAAGUGGCAUCCCUGGAGGAAAACCUGCUUAUUCAUUUCAUGUAAGCGCUGACGGACAGAUGCAACCUGUGCCUUUCCCUCCUGAUGCUCUCAUCGGACCGGGAAUUCCAAGACAUGCUCGGCAAAUGAAUUCUCUGAGCCACGGUGACGUUGUCUGUGCAGUGACCAUCAGCAAUCCUACGAGACACGUGUACACUGGUGGAAAGGGAUGUGUGAAGGUCUGGGACAUUAGUCACCCUGGGAACAAAAGCCCGGUCUCUCAGCUGGAUUGCCUGAACAGAGACAAUUACAUCCGAUCAUGCAAGUUGCUUCCUGAUGGACGUACUCUGAUUGUUGGUGGUGAAGCCAGCACGUUAUCCAUUUGGGAUUUGGCAGCUCCAACCCCGCGUAUAAAGGCAGAGUUGACGUCUUCAGCUCCUGCCUGCUAUGCUUUAGCGAUCAGUCCUGACUCCAAGGUCUGUUUCUCCUGCUGUAGUGAUGGUAAUAUCGCUGUCUGGGAUCUCCACAACCAGACGUUGGUCAGGCAAUUCCAAGGUCACACAGAUGGAGCCAGCUGUAUUGACAUUUCAAAUGAUGGCACCAAACUUUGGACGGGAGGUUUAGAUAACACUGUAAGGUCCUGGGACCUCAGAGAAGGAAGGCAACUGCAGCAACAUGACUUCACAUCCCAGAUCUUUUCUUUGGGAUAUUGUCCUGCCGGAGAAUGGCUUGCAGUUGGAAUGGAAAACAGCAAUGUAGAGGUUCUGCAUGUGACAAAACCAGACAAAUAUCAAUUGCACCUCCAUGAGAGCUGUGUGCUGUCCCUUAAGUUCGCUCAUUGUGGUAAGUGGUUUGUAAGCACUGGGAAGGAUAAUCUACUGAAUGCCUGGAGAACACCUUAUGGAGCAAGUAUAUUUCAGUCUAAGGAGUCCUCAUCGGUGCUGAGCUGCGACAUCUCAGUGGAUGAUAAAUACAUUAUCACUGGCUCUGGAGACAAGAAGGCUACAGUCUAUGAAGUUAUUUAUUAGGAAUGGAGCCUGAACACAAAGAUACUCACUAUAGCACUUUUGUUAGAUUUGCUCUUUAUGGCUGACUUUGCAAAACAAAGACUUCAACGUUCUUGUCAUUGUUUCUCAGCUCUGUGCUGUAUUUGAUCGUAAUUUCUGGACACUUCCUUCCGUCUGAUAUAUAAAAAAGCCUCAAAACCCAACUAUGCGGAGCAGAGUGACAAGCUUCUUUAGCCAUUAUGUGAAUGAAGGACCAGAAGGAUUCAACUAUUUAUUUUUGUUUUCCAAGACUUUUUAUAACCUUUGUUGAAAUUGAUUAAUUUCAUACAAGCUUUGGUAUUAACAUUCAUUCUGUUUGGAAGGUGUUAGUUCAUUGUCACAUUGAUUAAAUGUGUGUUAUUAUUUCUUCAUUUUAUUACAGAAUUAUGAAGAUUUUUAUAGAAGUAUUAAGUUGCAGAGCAAUGUUCUGGAGUAUUUGUCCAAAUUGAAGCUAGUUGAUAUGCCAACAAAAGAAAAUACAGGAUUGGCUAGAUAGUGAAAUGAUUUGCUGUCAGUAUUGUUUUGGCAGGAGGCCAUUAAUUUUAAUAAAACAAUACCGGUUCAAAUCACUUUCUUGGUAAUGUACUAAACGAGGCAGAAGGUGCCCAUAGAAAUUGGAAAAAUCUACAAGCUGAGAAAAAUGCUGAUUUGCUCAGGUGUUUUGCUUAAUGGAAAAACAACCAUUCAGAAGUGACCAAAUGGCAAUUAUUUCAUAUUCACUGAAAACAGAUUACCCACAAAGCUGACCAGUCAAAUUCCUGUUCUUUUCCAACAAUUCCUCUUGAGCAAUUGUUAGUUUCCCAGCUCCCUCCACUAACGUUUCCUGAAUUUUACUUUUUUUUUUUUUUUAAAGUGGAUGGUAUAAUAAAAUGCAACUAUUCUAAAUAUAAGUAAAAAAUCAUCCAUUCUAUGUGGCAUCAGACCCUCACACGAGCAUUCCCUUUGUGUAAGGACACUUUCUUUUUUUCUGUCCAUUUUUCAUUACUUGGAUACCUUGAUUAUUCUUUAGCUCUCUGCAUGUUCCUCACUGCUCCUAACUUUCCCACUCUCAAGAUGCAAAAUAUAUUCUUGCUCCUUUGCCAAUUAACCUGCCUGUAGCUCCAUCCCUGGUCUCAGCUGUUUUGUCCUAAUCUGACCCUAGAUUUUUUUGUGCCCUUCCAAUCCUUCUCCUUUAAGUGCUCUUGAAAUGUUACCAUCUCUGCAUGGCAACAUUUCAAGAACACUCCUUCACCAAUGAAAAUGUUUUUUGAGCCUUCCCCCAACUUGAAGAUUUUGAGUGAUAUUUUUUACUGGAACCCUCUCAUUCUGAUUUCAUUGUUCCCAUUUCCACUUCACACCUGAUCAUCUUUACUGAGAGCAAAGUCAUGGAAGGUCAACUCGUGAUUUACAAAGAAUAGCUUUUAUUUGCUAAUUUAAAAGUCUAACAUUAUUGUAGAAUUGGGGUAGCAAGAAAGGAUAAAGGAGGAGGACUGUAACUCAUUGACUAAUAAGUAUAAUGAAGAUUGUAUAUUGUGGUAGGUGAAGGCUCUGUAUUUCGAUUUGUAACUGAUGUUCGUAAUGGGAGCCAUAUUUAGAUACGAAAGUCAACUGGAUUUACAUCUAAUGCACCAACACUAAUAUAGUGUGUUAUCUGUACUUGCACAAUAAAGGAAGAAUAAAGUGAGUUACAAUCAAGGGGUGUCAUAAACUGUCCGAACUUUGCCAGAGAUUUAUGUACUAAUUCCAACUGAUGUGUUUCUAAGAUAGACACAAAAAGCUGGAGCAACUCAGCGGUUCAGACAGCAUCUCUGGGGAAAAGGAAUAGGUGAUGUUUCUGGUUGAGACCCUUCUUCAGACCUCUUCACUCCUUGGAUAAAUCAUCAACAUUGCAUGUUGUACAGAGUUAAUGGAUCCCUGACCAUCAAAUUUCACAAUAUUUCCUUUUAUUUACAAAAAUGCUUUAUUAAUGAAGUGACAACUUUCAAUUAAAAAAAACAUUAGCUUCAAAAAGCCUUUAACUCACCACUCAUUGCAAAAUAAUAAAAUGGUUAUUGGAGAGACCCUAGAAAAUUGCUGUACAAAAAACUGCCAAAGCAAGCUCUAGUAAAUUGGAAGUGCAAGACCAAGUGGAAGAAACAUCUGAAUCCCAGGCCAAUGUCACACCUAUGAACCCAACAGGAGACAAACACAUUUCCCAGAAUUGUAACAUAAUAAAAGGACUAAAAGGACUACCUGCAGAGGCCAGCUAACAUCUGCAGCCUGGUAAUCACCACUGCUUCUUACAAGUACUCGUACAAUCUGUGACAGCUUAAUUUCUUAACCUGCAGUCCUGAAUAUGCUCCUGUGUAGACUGGAUCAUGUAAUUUAUCAUAGUUGAAUUAGUCAGUUUGAUCAUAAUUAUGUGCUAUUAUUGGUUUUAAAUCAACAAGAUUAUUGUGGAGACUGGCAUCUGGAUUGAUCAUUGAUAUGAACCCAGAUUUAGGACAGAUGAUCGCUGCAUUCUCUCAUCCAUUCCCUCACUGACAUUCAAUCUCUCCUUUUUCCUUAUCUAUUACACAUGUUAAGACUUUUUUCAUUGUUUCCUAGCCGACUCUCAUACUUGGAUAUGCCUUUCCAGUGAUUAACAUUAACAUUGCCAUCCAUUGAUAAUCAUCACCAAUCCUUCAACACAUCUAUUUUAAUGCAUUCCCAGAGCAAAAAGCACACCUUGGCUCCAGCCCCCUUUGGAGCAUUCUUAGUCUGAUGAACAAAAUUAAAAAAAACUUCGAUAAUAACCCUGUUUGGAAACCUUAUCCAUGCAAAUCAGACCCACUGUUAAUGUGCAUAUCAAUCCAGGGUAUUCCCUCUUUAUAAACCAUAAGGAAAAAAUAUUCCUUAUAGCAAAUCACAGGAGCUUCUGCAGAAAUCUGCCCACAUUUGGAAAAAAAUGGCUGAUGACCAAAAUAGAUUGUUUCAUAGAAGGAACUUCUUUGAUUUGUCAUUACGUUUCGAAGUGUAAUUUCUUUGUUGUUAACUUUUUUUUAUUACAUCCAUGCUACAUAAGAACUGAUAACAAUCCUGGUUGCUUUGCCAAAACCAAUUAGUAGCAUAAAAAAGAAGUAAAGCAGAAUGCAAGACACAAUGAAUUAGCAUAUCUUAAACUUCACUAGCUUCCAACUUCACUUCAUUACUUUCUCCACCUCAGCUGUUGCAACCCCUACUCUUCUACCCAGCUUCUCGCCUUUAUAAUCUCAGUUCUUCUACAGCUCUGUAUGGAAUCCAAUGCAAGCAAUAGUGGCUUUGCACAGCACACUUUGGUGCCCCCAAAUUGAUUAAACAUUCUCAAUGUUUAAAAUUUCCCUCAGCCUUGCCACAUUCCCCCUUCCUAGCCUCUAGUUGAACUGCAAAGAAAUCUGCAUUCUUCCAUCUCCUUGUCUUGCAAAUCUCUCCCUCUGCUCAUCGGCUACUUUAUCAUAGGUUAGGCCCUAUGGUUUUGAAAUUACAAUGCUCAGUCAAGGGCGUGGUUGUUUCAAUUGCAGGUGCACUAAUGCAAAUGCCUCAAGCUUCACUAAACAGAUGGCGUGGGAAGUAUGGAGAGUCAUAGGCCUGGGCCAACAGUUGAAAUCAGGUAAUUAACCCCUCGUUAAACCCACCUUUCAACUCCAACUAUCUAACACCACCUACAAUUUGGCGCCAGUUUACCUGAUGACACUGAUGAGACAUUUUUGACCUACAUGCUAUUUUUUAUUGUCUUAGAACAAUGUAUGCAAUAAUGUAGAAACUGAUUUGUGAAGUAAAUUACUAGUAUUUUUGUGAAGAGUUUAAAGGCCAAAUAUGAUUUCUCAGAGAGAAGUUUAUUUUGGCUUGCUGAUUAAAAUGGGUCUUUAACCGGGCCGUUAUGGAAACCUCUAUAAACUGAAGCCAAUUCAAUUAAUUAUAGUCACCCAGAGCCAUAUUUCUGCUUUACCAAUCCAAAAGGUCAAAAGCAAGAACAGGUCAUUCUCAACUUCCCAUAAAUGUAAAUAUCCCUACAAAUGCAGAGUUAGAAAGUAACAAGCUAUGAAAUCAGGUGGGCAUUAAAAUUACAACACAAGCAAACAUAUUUAACCCCAUGUAUACAUUCAUUUUUCAUGUGUGAAUUGACUGAAUAACUUGCGUGCCAAAAAAAAUUGAAUGUGUAUCAUUGCACAAUCACUAAUUUUCAACAACGAAUCCAUAACUACAUACUUACAACUAGUUUGGCAUCUCCCUUUAUGUAUACUCUAUCCUUGGAAUUGAUGGAACUUUUACCCAGAAAUGAAAAAAAAACUUUCCAAAAUGUGUGAAAGUUGAAAAUUUUCAAAUAUUUAUCGACUUCAUGCUCACAUCCAUUUUAAUUUCUGGCCUUCGUCCAAGCCCUGUUUCUAUCAUCAAUGGUAAUCUUUAGCCACUGAACCCUCCAUAUCUCUACCCCUCCAAAAAUAUGGAAAGCCCAAUUAGAGGUAAUUUUCGAUAUUUCCUUAUUUUUUGUGCUCAUUACCAUUCCUUCUGCAUUUACAUGGACUGUAUACAAGAUGUGGUACAGGUUCCUGAAGGAGAGGAAGGAACAGAGAAGUGUUUGCACUUCAGUGAUUACCUGCUUACUAUUGAUUGAAGAAUUUUCAAAUGCAAAUAAUUAAAUAAAAUUUGGGUCCAAAUUUGCCUUAUAGAACCUGGUUAUUUAGUUAGUAUUUAAGCCUUCAAUUUCAUUAGAUGCAUGAAAUUCCAGAAAUAAUUGGAAAUAGGUUAGAGGGGCAGUAUUAAUUUUUUUUAAAUUACAUAACACCUCAGUACACAUGACAAUAAUAAACCUAAACCUGAACCAUAGGCAUGAUGUUUGCUUUAAGGCUUUUUCUAAAGAUGGACCAAAAAAACAUCACUACUGGGCUGACCAGAGGAAAAUCAGACCAGGCAGAAUGUAUAAAUGUCAAGUAAGAGCUCGUCAAGUAGAAUUCACAUUCUAUGAUUGAUGUGGAUAAAAAACACUGAACAUAUGUAUUAUUUUCAUAUGUGGCCCUUGUCCAUUCUUUAUUUCUUUAUUCCCAACUAGUAAAGACAAUUCCACCCUGAUUUUGUCAACAUUUCCAUUUAACUUCUAUUAUAUCUAUAGCAUAUCUAUGUCAACAACAGGGUAACAAGUAAUAUUUAGAACAGCAUCUGAAAAAUGCCAAUAAGCCAUCAAUUUUUAUUUCCUUUUUGUGAGAGUUGAAGACAGUGCAUUAGGAACUUCAUUUUUACCUCUUUAGUGAUGUUUGUGUACAGGGAUGCACGUGAUUCCGUAUCAAAGUGGAAUACUUGUUCUUGUGAAAAUGUAAGCUUUUCAGUAGGUUAUUGUGAGACUUGUAUGUCAACCUCGGUUUUUGAUGAAGACCUGUGCAUUGAAAGAUUUUGGAAAACAUUCCACAUUACACCUAACCCCCCCCCUCCAUGUUAUAAAACAUAAAACUGACAUGGCAACAUACACACAUGAUGCUUAUAUGAUUGCUAGCCUACCAUAAUUGACAGUGAGUCACAUAAUGCUUGGACUAAAGGUAGAAAUCUUAAUCCUGCAUCCUCAUAGAUGGAAAGAAAUUGCAAAAUAUUAGUUUCAAGAAGAUAUUCCAGAACAUACUGGCUUUGAUAUUAAAAAAUCAAUCAAUGAAGUGCUUACUGUCAAAGAUGCUCUAAUGAUAACACUGGGGAAUUGCAAAGAUUUCAAAGCAUUAUAGGAGAUCAUAAAGGUAUGAGGAGAGCAAUCAAGGUUGUGUUUGAAAACAAGUAAGAGAAUUGUUUUAAUUCUGGCACAUUUUAACCAGGAAGCAAUGUAGGACAAUGAACGCAUGGAAAAAACAAUUGUGGGAAGUGGUCCAGGAGUCUAUUGAAGCGGUCAAAUCUUCUGAUGGCAAAGAUAUGGAUGAGGGUUUCAGCAGCAGAUGACCUGCAGCAGAUGCAAAAUUAGUUGUUAAAGACAAAAACAUUGAUUAGAUAGUAUUGGUAAUUGCAUUUAGGUGCAGUUGGAAGCUCACUCAGGCAUUCAAUGAUCACAACAAAUUUGUGGACCAUCUGGCUGCAUCAUACAUCAACCAUUUAAGUUUGCCUGUGGCAAUAGCUGGCAAAUGGAGUUUGUGGCAAGGACUAAAAUUGAUGCCUUAGAUACUCUCAGUAUUUCGUUAGUGAAAAUUUCAGUCCAGUACUGGAUGUUAGAUUACCAGUCCUAGCCUACAGUGAAAGUGGUGGGACCAAAUAAAAACAUGGUGCUGAUGCAAAACGGAUCUUGCCACAAAUGGUAUGGUGAUUGUUGCUGUGUUUUGUGGGAAAGUCAACAAGAGACAACAUGAUAAUACGAAAAUAGGACGGGGCCAUGGAAUAAUUCUUGAAGAAACACCAUAGAUAAUUGUGGAGUUUGGAAGAAAAACCAUUGCAAUGGUUUUGUGUUGUGGUCUCUGAACAAAACAUUAAAAAAAUACAUAACUGGUGCUGUAUAUAUUUAUGGAGCAAAGGCACUGUAUUCAUCGAUGGUUUUGUGUUAAAGUACACAUUUAGAUCAAAGAUUUUAGAUCAAAGACUGCUUGGCUUGAGACCAGCAGUCAAAUACCGGCAUACUGCAAGCUGAAAAGUUCUCCUGGUAAGGAAUGUACUAAAUGAUUAUCAAACUUGUUAAUGUGCAGUGGAAGUGAUGAUGUUUGUUCUCUUCAAAACAUUUUUUGCAAGACUAGAGUUUGGCAUUGUAAUGAGGUUUUUUAUUUGAAAAGGGAAGCACAGGAGCACACAGUUGAUGCAAUGCUAAGCGGCAUUCUGGGAAAGUGUUGCUUUCCAAUCUAAAUGUUUGGCCUGCUGUCAACCUCUCCACACCCCCAAUUGCUCCCCCCCCUCCCCCCACCUAACGUUCAAUGUAACGGUAUAAGAACUAUUCUAUGAUGUAACUGCUAUGUUUUAUGCAUACGUUAAACCAUCCCAUGUAGAUACUGAGCUUAGUUCUACAAGAUAAAAAUGCUAGCAUUGAAAGGGGACAUGUAGGUCUAGAAGCAAUUUAAAACUAUUGUGCUUUCAAAUGCCCGUGUAUUGGCUACAUUUCUCUUUUACCCUAUUUUCCUCAUUCCACGUUGAACUACUUUAGACCUUUUACCAAAAGGAAACUAAUCAUAUUUCUCAGUAAGAUGUAUAAAAUAUUGGGUAUUUUGGCUAUCUAAGGCUCCUUUGCCUUUUUUGUGAAUCAAUUGACUUCCAGGAAGUUAACCAUCACAUUGACAAUUAAACUUAUAGCUUGUGGCUAAGACUUGCUUUGCUUCGAAUAAUCACGAACAUUAUAUUAACUCCUUUCUGCAUAAAGUCUUAGAUUAUCAAACUUAGUAGAACGCUUCUAAGGUCACAAUCAAUUUUCACUUAAUUUUUAGUGAUAUUACUAACAUUUGUAAAGCCAUCAACCAUUGCUGUUAUAACCUACAGAUGAACAUAAAGGAAAAAGUAAAUGACUGUUGAGGUCUUUCUUUGUACACAUGCAUUAUAUACCACUAAAAGUGCCCUGUGGUCAACUUGUUAGCUUUUUAAUCCCCUUUUCUUUGUUAGAUAUAUUGUUAUAUUUAAAAGUUUCUUAAAUUAAAUCAGUAGGAAUGUUUUAUAUCUAAUUGAUGGCAAAAUAUACGUUUCUGAUCCUGUAUGUUCAUUGGAUCUUUAAAAAGGAAUUAGUCACAUGUGACUAUAGGUCUUUCAAAAUGUGACAAUGGGAGGACAGAAAUGCAAAAAUGCUGCAGAAUUGCACUGGAUAUUCAUUUAUGGAAAGAAAAUAAUCACCUUUGUUUUAAUUAAAGCAAAGACCCAAAACACUGGACAUGUAACCUCAACAAGUCUGUCUCUUGUAGUCUCUGUACUGUAAAAUAAUUCUUUUAAUAUAACACACUGUUUCACUGUUUUGGUCUGUGGUUAUUUUUGCAUUGUUAUUCACAUUUUAUCAUCAGUAACUGGCCAUU
This is a messenger RNA of Leucoraja erinaceus (little skate), 10865 nucleotides long. Its product is annotated as transducin-like enhancer protein 4. Gene Ontology annotation, biological process: regulation of DNA-templated transcription; negative regulation of canonical Wnt signaling pathway. The coding region runs from base 589 to 2925 and encodes 778 amino acids. Gene Ontology annotation, molecular function: transcription corepressor activity; protein binding. The record is from RefSeq and is a predicted model, not a curated record. Gene Ontology annotation, cellular component: transcription regulator complex; nucleus. NCBI's taxonomy places the organism in Eukaryota, Metazoa, Chordata, Chondrichthyes, Rajiformes, Rajidae. The transcript is spliced from 21 exons.